AUGACCACAGCACUGGCAAGAUUACGAACCAUUGCGACUACUCGUCGCCUAGCAUGUAUUACAGCCUGGGACUACCCCAGUGGCUUGCUUGCAGAAUCAGCAGAGAUUGAUUUGGUACUAGUGGGUGACAGUCUCGGCAUCACGGCUCUUGGAUACAAGGAUACAAAGGCCGUGACCUUGGAUGAAAUAGUACACCACACGCGAGCUGUCGCCAGAGCUUACAAGACCGGUUUUCUCCUGGCUGAUCUUCCUCUUGGCUCUUACGAGAAGUCUACCAAACAUGCAAUCGAGUCUGCCAUCAAGCUAGUCAAAGAAGGCGGUGCUCAUGGUGUGAAGCUUGAAGGAGGUCGCGACAUGGCCCCUGCAAUUCGAGCUAUCUCCAAAGCAGGUGUUCCGGUGAUUGGCCACAUAGGACUCACACUGCAGCGAGAUCUGGAUGCAUCCAAGGAAGUAGAUGAUGGCAGUGAGGCUCUUGAGGAUGCCAAGAGCGUUCAGGAUGCUGGUGCUGUGGCUGUCGUAGUAGAAGCAGUGGCUUCAGGAACAGCAGAUACCAUCACCAAGACGUUGAGAAUUCCGACCAUCGGUAUUGGUUCUGGCCCUCAUUGCUCAGGGCAGCUAGCCCUUCAGACGGAAAUACUCGGAUUCCAGAAGAUAUUGUUCCCAGAGUGGCACAAGCGAAUUGCCACAAGCAUUUCCGAGGUCAACGUGCGGCUACACUUUUACCACCCAUGGAUUGCAGCAAGUUUCGACAAUUUUGUCGCUGCAACUUAUUCCGAAUGGAAGCAGCGAUGCCAAGACUGGUGGGGGAUGGAUGUCAUGACAGAUGGACGAGUAACAUAUGAGCAUAUGGUCGACCGGUAUCUGAAAAUCCAUCACGAUGAGGUGAUAAAGGAACACUAUCCUUCCAAUGACAACAACUGCGACGCACAAGCUUGGUCUGGAAACAUCUCUCGCCAGGCUUACAAAAUCUACAGAGAAAGAUACAAUUCUCAAACAACAUCGCAAAGCAAUAACGCUUUUGCAAUAAAGCUAACUGAAACCAUUGCAAUGCUACCGAAUCUUCGUCAAGUCGCACUUCAUGAUGGUGUUCUCGAAAAUAAUUAUGAUCUGGGGCGUGAGAUCGAUUCGGCUGAUGAACAUGACUUAUCAACCCAAGCCGGCAUCUUGAUUCAAAUAUUCUCUCGCCCAAUGCUAUGGGAGGAAGCGCGUUGGAUCGAACCCACCGAAUUCAUCUGGCCUGGCGUUCCUAUACACUUGCUCGUGGAUAUUCCAUUGGCACUGGGUACGAGCGAGUCACUGAUUAUUGACCGGCUCUGUAUUCAUGUGUCAGCGGCGCCUGAAUACACGGCACUGCAACUGAGCGAUGAUUGUUUGGAUAGACUAUCCGCAGCAAUCAAAAGCAUGGAUCUUUUCCAAUUUACGUUUCAACCUCGGUGUCGCAGUGGAUGUGGUCCAUGGACUACUGAUGAAGAGGGUGACUCGAACUAUAUAUCCAGGACAGCGGAUGAGCUGACUGCUAUAAAACGGUACAUAAGCGCAUUCUUUGCUGCCGGAACUAUUAAUGGCGCCGAUAUAAACUUUGGGGAAUUUUGGCAUAGCCUGGGAUGCGGUUCCAUGCUCAAUGCUCAAACUUCUGGCACUGCAUUUACUUGGCCCUUCAAUUCCGAUUUAUGGUCAGUUAGUCUCAUUGAGACCGACGUCACUGAUGUAGAGCUGGGAACAUUGGCUAAAGCUCUUCAACCAGAAGGACAGCUUUCACUAUUUGCCGUGUACAUACAUCAUGGCUUAUGGGAAGAUGCGCUGGACAGACUGAGAGAGGGAUUGCGCAAUCCGCAUUUAGUAUCCAUUAGGCAUCCGGCUGGCGGGGAGAUUCUUAGUCUUGAAGACGACCAAGUCAAGUCAAUUUUCAGUCCUCGAAAUAACAAGGAAGACACUGAAGCCGAUCGAUAUGUUAUGGGGAAAUCUUUGCAAAAUCCUUUUGAAACAUUUAGAGAGUAG
Fusarium sp. VM40 is the source of this 1998-nucleotide messenger RNA. The record is from the annotation of a GenBank genome assembly. NCBI's taxonomy places the organism in Eukaryota, Fungi, Ascomycota, Sordariomycetes, Hypocreales, Nectriaceae.